AUGGGAGCGACUCAUCUGUUGUUCCUCAUCGGUUCUUUGGGUUAUAGCCGCCAAGAAUUACCCGUGGAAAGCGAUCUAAGCAAGAUCCAUAGAAUCUUCAUCACAGCUUUACGGAAACUGAGUUUAAAAUAUCCAACCUCAUCGAAUUCUUAUUACUGGAAGGGCUACAAGCAGCAACACACGUAUAAUCAUGGUGAAGGAGUAAGGUUAUUGCCACGAGUUCCACGGCUAUUCAGGUGGUUGGACAAAGCGGCCAUAGUUAAAUCAGAAGAAGAAGAAGAUUCAAGACAUCAUAGAGAGAGUAUUGAUACGCAAGAAAAGAAAAAGAAGAUUUGCACUGUGAAGGACGUGAGAGAUGUCAAAAGCCUUGUUCAUAUAAUUUACCUUGGCCUUACCAUCUUUCCUUAUAGUUUACUCAUUGCCUCUGGGGACACUUUCUUUGUUGCCCAAGCAAAUGAGUUGAAACCAGUUAUGAAUAAAAGAGGUAACGAUAUCUCUAUUCUAUUCUUGAUCCAAUCCGUGGCGACUGACAUGUCAGAGUUUACUUGUUUUCUCAUCAGUCUUCCCUUUCGAAAGAAACAAAAAUCAAGAGUAGCAAGAUUCAUUUGGGAAAGAAAAGCAGCGACAAUCAUGAGGAUUGGAUUUGGCAUUACGUGUGCAGUAAUAUGCGGCAUCAUAGCAUGGCAAGUGGAGAUUCGCAGGUUGUCGUCAAAGUUGAAAACCACAGUGGCUUUGGUUCCGCAAUUUGUGUUACUAGGAAUGACAGAGGGACUUGUUGAUGGGGGAAUAGAAAGAUUAUUCGAUGACCAUGUAGCGAAAUCGUUGUCGAAUUUUGAGGAUUCGUUUAGUGAGUUGAUGGUUGGUGGUGGAAAACUUCUGAUUAUACCAAUUGUGUGGAUUUUCAGCGGGUGGAUCAAGGAAACAAUCGACACUAGCCAUUUGGACAGGUAUUAUCUGAUGUUGGCGAUAAUGAACGCUGUGCUGCUUCUAGCUUUUGCGUACUACUCCGUUACCUAUGCAUACAAGGAAGUGUGUCCCGAAGAUGAGAAGGUGACCACAGAGGAAAGAGUGGAUCACUCACAUCAACCAGACUCAGAAGACACCUAUCAGGAAAAUACUCGCCCAUUGAAAAUGGGAAAGAGUGGAUCAUUCCCAUAA
Messenger RNA from Vigna umbellata (rice bean), 1158 nucleotides. Lineage: Eukaryota; Viridiplantae; Streptophyta; Magnoliopsida; Fabales; Fabaceae. The record is from RefSeq and is a predicted model, not a curated record.